GUCGCUGCGGGGACUCUGGCUCCAGGCUCCUGGCGAGAUCCCCGAGCCCCGGCGGCUGGUGCUGGGAGCCCGGAGCCCGGGCUGCAGCCGGGAGAGGGGAAUCUCCAGCAGGGCCCUUCCCGCUGCUCCAGGAGCCUCUCCCAGGGCAGAGCCCCCAGCCCGGCCAGGCCCUGCCCCAGGGGUGCCCCGCUCGGAGGGAAGGCCGAGGAUUCACAUCCACAUUUGUUCCAGAUGGGCCCAUCUUCCAGGAGACAGGGCAGGGAAAUGGCUGUGAUGGAGCCGGCUCAGAUGCCAGUGACCUUCGAGGAGGUGGCUGUGUAUUUCACCCAGGGGCAGGGGACUCUGCUGGACCCCACUCAGAGAGCCCUCUACAGGGAUGUCAUGCGGGAGAACUAUGAGACAGUGACAUCGCUGGGAUUCCCCCUUCCCAAACCAGACCUGAUCACCCGGCUGGAACGAGGGGAAGAGCCGUGGGUGCCCGAUCUCCAGGCCUGUGAGGAAAGAGAGAUCCUGAGAGGCACCCACACAGGUGAGGACUGACACCCAAACCAUCUGGGGAAUGAAGGAAAAAGUAGAGAAUCCCAAAAAUGUAGUAUCAAUAAGUGCCCUCAGCUCUUCCUCACCUCACCCAGGGCAGGGCUGCAGUCAGCAGAUAUCAAUGACAUCACUUUCCACCUAUCCUGUUACCUGCAGGAGUUUCCUUCCCAACUUUCCUUCUCUGUGAACGUUUGGUUGGGAAGUGGAGACAGAAUCCAAUUGCUCUGUCUGUGCAGCUUUAGUAUGUUGGGUUUUCCCUUGCUGCUAUUCCUCUUAAUCUCUCCCCAGCACAAUGACUCCUGUCUGGA
This is a messenger RNA of Malaclemys terrapin pileata, 845 nucleotides long. RefSeq names its product zinc finger protein 251-like. Gene Ontology annotation, biological process: regulation of DNA-templated transcription. The transcript has 4 exons. Bases 232 to 540 code for a protein of 102 amino acids. The record is from RefSeq and is a predicted model, not a curated record. NCBI's taxonomy places the organism in Eukaryota, Metazoa, Chordata, Testudines, Emydidae.